CUGGAUGUGACAGCAGGCAGAGGAGCACUUAGCAGCUUAUUCAGUGUCCGAUUCAGAUUCCGGCAAGGAUCCAAGCAUGGAAUGCUGCCGUCGGGCAACUCCUGGCACACCGCUCCUCUUUCUGGCUUUCCUGCUCCUGAGCUCCAGGACAGCACGCUCCGAGGAGGACCGGGACGGCCUCUGGGAUGCCUGGGGAUCAUGGAGCGAGUGCUCACGCACCUGCGGUGGAGGGGCCUCCUACUCACUGAGACGCUGCCUCAGCAGCAAGAGCUGUGAAGGAAGAAAUAUCCGAUAUAGAACAUGCAGUAACGUGGACUGCCCACCAGAAGCAGGUGACUUCCGAGCUCAGCAAUGCUCAGCUCAUAAUGACGUCAAGCAUCACGGCCAGUUUUAUGAAUGGCUUCCUGUGUCUAACGACCCUGACAACCCGUGUUCACUCAAGUGCCAAGCCAAAGGAACAGCCCUGGUUGUGGAACUAGCACCUAAGGUCUUAGAUGGUACUCGAUGCUAUACAGAAUCUUUGGAUAUGUGCAUCAGUGGUUUAUGCCAAAUUGUCGGCUGUGAUCACCAGCUGGGAAGCGCCACCAAGGAAGACAACUGUGGGAUCUGCAAUGGAGACGGGUCUACAUGCCGGCUGGUCCGAGGGCAAUAUAAAUCCCAGCUCUCCGCCACCAAAUUGGAUGACACUGUGGUUGCUGUUCCCUAUGGAAGCAGACAUGUUCGCCUUGUCUUGAAAGGACCUGAUCACUUGUAUCUGGAAACCAAAACCCUCCAGGGGGCUAAAGGUGAAAACAGUCUCAGCUCUACAGGCACCUUUCUUGUGGACAAUUCUAGUGUGGACUUUCAGAAAUUCCCAGACAAAGAGAUACUGAAAAUGGCUGGACCACUCACAGCAGAUUUCAUUAUCAAGAUCCGAAACUCGGGGCCCACGGACAGUACAGUCCAGUUCAUCUUCUAUCAGCCUAUCAUCCACCGAUGGAGGGAGACGGAUUUCUUUCCUUGCUCAGCCACCUGUGGAGGAGGUUACCAGCUGACGUCGGCUGAGUGUUACGAUCUUCGGAGCAACCGUGUGGUUGCUGAUCAGUACUGUCACUAUUACCCAGAGAACGUCAAACCCAAACCCAAGCUUCAGGAGUGCAACUUGGAUCCUUGUCCAGCCAGGUGGGAGGCCACCCCGUGGACCGCGUGCUCCUCCUCGUGUGGGGGGGGCAUCCAGAGCCGGGCAGUUUCCUGUGUGGAGGAGGACAUCCAGGGGCAUGUCACUUCAGUGGAAGAGUGGAAAUGCAUGUACACCCCUAAGAUGCCCAUCGUGCAGCCCUGCAACAUUUUUGACUGCCCUAAAUGGCUGGCACAGGAGUGGUCUCCGGUAACUGUGCCUUCUUUCUUUGUUCAUUAGGAGAGUAAGUCCACUCUUCCCUCUCAUCAUCAUGGCCCCACCGGGUACCCUGUGCAGCUCCACACUUCUCCUCUGGAGGUGUCUAGAAGCUUACCAGCUUAGCUCCUAGGAAUGCCCCAAAUCCAGCAUGACCUAAAGUAAAUGACUUCUUUUAAUGUCUUUCUUCAAGUUACUUCAAGAAGCCUCUAUUGCUGCCCAGAUAAAGUUCCCUCAAAUGGCACGGGGCAGAAAAUGUCUUUCAAGAGCAAUUGAGACUGAAUGACUUACCCUGAAUCUGUAAAAGCUGCUUCGAUGAUAGAGCUCAGUAGACCAGAAGUUUGAUUUCAAUUUUUAUUGACUAUACUCUGUCUAUAUCCAAGGAGGGUCUGAGUGGAUUAAAAUUUAAACUGUGUAUAUUAUUCAUUGGGGGGCAAAAAGGAUGAAAUUAAAAUAGUACAAUAAAGCAGGAGAAUUAAAACCAAAGUAUUAUGGACAUUAGGAAACCUGCUGUAAUCAAACAUAAAAUGUCAUUCCAGGUUUCCUGGCUACUAAUACGAAAAGAGAAAUGGCAAAGGAGAUAGAAAGAGGAUGAAAUAAACAUUGUGCCCUCAGCCAUAGAAAUGACAAAAGACUCUUCUCUGAGAUGUGGCUUUGUGCCAGCAGACCAGAGCUGUGACUUUUUUUUAUAUCUAGACACACUGUCAGACAUUAAGAACCACUGGAGGUGCUAUCCACAUUGGGCCAUUCAAUCAGUUCCUUUAAACAUUUUUUUUUUCCAUUUCGAUAUAAUCAAUUAGAUUAUCCAUGCUGUAAUAUAAAUUAACUAGCAGUUUAAAAUGUUUUAUUAUCCAUUUGGGAGCUAGCAUUUCCCAUAUUUUUGGACAUAGCAGUCAUUAGCAAAGUAACCACAUAAAAAUGCAGUUUGGGUAAUCAAAAUU
This is a messenger RNA of Galeopterus variegatus (Sunda flying lemur), 2313 nucleotides long. RefSeq names its product ADAMTS-like protein 1. The coding region runs from base 77 to 1396 and encodes 439 amino acids. Lineage: Eukaryota; Metazoa; Chordata; Mammalia; Dermoptera; Cynocephalidae. The record is from RefSeq and is a predicted model, not a curated record. Gene Ontology annotation, molecular function: metalloendopeptidase activity. Gene Ontology annotation, biological process: extracellular matrix organization. Gene Ontology annotation, cellular component: extracellular matrix. The transcript is spliced from 10 exons.